AUGCUUGAGGGCAGGGUUUUUCCUUGCCAGCAAACUUGGCUGUUAUGUGGAGGAACAUUAUUGGACCCCAAAGGUAUUUUUGGUCCACCAAUUAGUCAAGAUGCAGGAGAAAAAAUUGAACUUCACAUCAAAGAAAUGAAUAUUCACGAAAGUCCUGACUGUCUCGUCGACUAUUUAGAGGUGAAAAACGGUUACGAGGCUGGUGACACAGUAAUGAAUCGUUAUUGUGGGAAAAUGGAAGCAGUCAAUUUAAUUGCGACCAAUUUUUUACAAGUGGCUUAUGUCAAAACAAGUGAUAAAAAUAUUGUCAAUGCUUUCAAUGUGGACUACGAGACUAUUUGUGGAGGCGAUUUCGAUGUUAAAUCAGACGCUAUUUUAACAAUAGAAUCGACUAAUUAUCCUGACAAAUAUCCGCCGAAUAUACGGUGCGUUUGACAUCUUACUGUACCAGAUAAUCAUCUGAUAACAAUGAAAGUUAAUGAUUUAGCCCUUGAACGAAGUAAAGGUUGUCUGAAUGACUUCUUAGAAAUACGGAACGGCAAUGAUAUUUACUCACAGCCGAUCGGGAAUUAUUGUGGUAUU
This is a messenger RNA of Cotesia glomerata, 582 nucleotides long. Its product is annotated as bone morphogenetic protein 1-like. NCBI's taxonomy places the organism in Eukaryota, Metazoa, Arthropoda, Insecta, Hymenoptera, Braconidae. The record is from RefSeq and is a predicted model, not a curated record. The transcript has 3 exons. Bases 1 to 435 code for a protein of 144 amino acids.